AUGGCCGCGAAGUCGGACGGCGGCGGCGGCCCGGCCGUGCGGCUGGAGAGCCCGGAGGGGGGCGGCGGGAGGCGGGAGGGCAGCGCGACCCCCCCGGCGCGGCGGUACCGGCUGCGGGACGGCUGCUGGGUGCUCUGCGCCCUCCUGGUCUGCUUCGCCGACGGUGCCUCGGACCUGUGGCUGGCGGCCCAUUACUACGUGCGGGGGCAGCGGUGGUGGUUCGGGCUGACGCUGCUCUUCGUGCUGCUGCCCUCGCUCGUGGUGCAGCUCCUCAGCUUCAGGUGGUUCGUGUACGACUUCGCCGCCGGCAGCACCAAGGACAGCGCCGGCAGCACCAAGGACAGCGCCCGCGGCCCCCGCGGCUGCUGCCGCCUCUGCGUCUGGCUGCUGCAGGGCCUGAUCCACCUCCUGCAGCUGGGGCAGGUCUGGAGGUACCUCCGCACGCUGUACCUGGGGCUGCAGAGCCGCUGGCAGGCCGAGCACCGCCGCCGCCACUUCUACUGGCGGAUGAUGUUCGAGAGCGCGGACAUCAGCAUGCUGAGGCUGCUGGAGACCUUCCUGAAGAGCGCGCCGCAGCUCGUGCUGCAGCUCAGCAUCAUGGUGCAGCAGAGCAACAUCGAGCCGCUGCAGGGGCUGUCGGCCUCUGCCUCGCUGCUCUCCCUGGCGUGGAUGAUCGCUUCCUACCAGAAGGUGCUGCGGGACUCGCGGGAGGACAAGAUGCCCAUGUCCUACAAGGGGGCCGUGGUGCAGAUCCUGUGGCACCUCUUCACCAUCGCCGCCCGUGCCAUCGCCUUCGCCCUCUUCGCCUCCGUGUUCCAGCUCUACUUCGGCAUCUUCAUCGUCACCCACUGGUGCAUCAUGACCUUCUGGAUCAUCCAGGGCGAGACGGACUUCUGCAUGUCCAAGUGGGAGGAGAUCAUCUACAACAUGGUGGUGGGCAUCAUCUACAUCUUCUGCUGGUUCAACGUCAAGGAGGGACGGAGCCGCUACCGCAUGUGCAUCUACUACAUCAUCACGCUGUCGGAGAACGCCGCCCUCACCAUCCUCUGGUUCCUCUACUACGACCGCAAGGCCACCUCCGACUUCCACGCCUUAAUCCUCGUCUGCGUGGUCAGCUCCAGCUUCGCCCUCGGCAUCUUCUUCAUGUUCAUCUACUACUGCCUCUUGCACCCCAACGGCCCCAUGUUCGGCCCCCGCGCCGGGGGAUGCAUUUUCCGGCAGCGGCCGGCCCCGGCGCCGGGGUCCCCCACGGACGCCGUCACCAGCCCGCCCCGCUCGCUGCCGCGGACUACAGGGGGGGAGCGGGACGGGGCGCCGGGGGAGCGGGACAGCUGCGUGCCCGUCUUCCAGGUGAGACCCUGCGCCCCGCCGGCGCCGGCCGCCCGCGCCCCCCGGACAGAGGGACCCGUCAUCCGCAUUGACCUGCCCAGGAAGAAGUACCCGGCCUGGGACGCCCACUUCAUCGACCGGCGCCUGCGGAAGACCAUCCUGGCGCUGGAGUACGCGUCGCCCACCACCCCGCGCCUGCAGUACCGCACCCCGGGUGCACCCCAGGAGCUGCUGGAGUACGAGACCACCGUGUAG
Molecule: messenger RNA, 1584 nt
Organism: Colius striatus (speckled mousebird)
Lineage: Eukaryota; Metazoa; Chordata; Aves; Coliiformes; Coliidae
Gene: XKR7
Product: XK related 7
Exons: 3
Coding region: 1-1584 (527 amino acids)
Biological process (GO): apoptotic process involved in development; engulfment of apoptotic cell; phosphatidylserine exposure on apoptotic cell surface
Cellular component (GO): plasma membrane
Source: RefSeq, a predicted model, not a curated record